This is a messenger RNA of Callorhinchus milii (elephant shark), 1557 nucleotides long. It is a transcript of the gene st6gal2, whose product is annotated as ST6 beta-galactoside alpha-2,6-sialyltransferase 2. Gene Ontology annotation, molecular function: sialyltransferase activity. The record is from RefSeq and is marked provisional. Lineage: Eukaryota; Metazoa; Chordata; Chondrichthyes; Chimaeriformes; Callorhinchidae.
AUGAAAGCCAACACCAAACAGUGGAAGCAUCUAGUGCUGAUUGGCAUACUGGCAUGGGCACUCGUCGUCUUGCUGCUGUUUAUAUAUUUCACAGACCUCAAAACAGAUGAGCGUCCAGCCAGAUCUUUAAGAUACACGGAGACAAGAAGUCUCUUCCCCAUACAGGGUAAACAGAGAGUUAUUGUAGGAAACUUGCAAAAUUCAAAGCUCUCGCCAGUUCAUGGAGAAAAUAACCUGUACUUUGAGGAUCAUGACGAUGAUGUGAGUUUGUUGGGUUUAGAUUCAUUGAAUGGUCAAAAUCUAAAAUGGACUCGCGAGGAGGAUAAUGGUGAAUUUGAAGUGACAAAGAGAGUGAAGGACAGGAAGAUUGCUGCCCACCAGCAACCUCCAAACUGGGUGAUGGAGCAGGUAGUUAAUAUUACUAAAGAUGCCAACACCUAUGAUGAAAUUGUUGUUCAAGAUGCUAAACCUCACAAAAGAGCAAUGAAAAGACAGGAACAAUCAAGCUAUUCAGUAGACCCAUUUCUUGACAAUCUAGAUUCCUUAGACCUAGAGGACUUGCAGUUUUCCAAAUCCAAGGCAGUACUUAUCAAACUAUGGAAGGGAAAUUUUACCUACAAUGAGCUGAACCCUCGGCUGCAGAGAGCCAUGAGAGAAUACAUAUAUGAAAAUAAGCACGGUGUCCAAUUUAAAGGGAGAAGGGGGACUAAAAAAUUGAGUGGAGACGAACUUCUCUGUGAGCUGAAAAAACGAGUUAGACUAAGAACCCUUGACGGGAACGAGACUCCAUUUUCUCUACUCGGAUGGAAAAAGUAUGUUCCCAAAAUUCCACUGAGCAAGAUCAAGCUGAAGCUACGGGUCUUCAGAAAGUGUGCUGUAGUCGCAUCUGCUGGUGCAAUAUUGAACUCCUCCCUUGGAGACGAAAUAGAUUCCCAUGAUGCAGUUAUGAGAUUCAAUGCAGCCCCAACAAAACUUUACGAGCAAGAUGUUGGAAGCAAAACCACUAUCCGGAUUCUCAACUCUCAAAUACUUGCAAACUCAAAACACAACUUUAUUAAUAAUGCUCUGUACAAGAAUAUUAUUUUAGUGGUCUGGGAUCCUGCGCCUUACUCCAUAAAUCUCAUUAAGUGGUAUAAGAAACCAGAUUACAAUCUGUUCACACCUUAUUUGAGAUAUCGAAGAAGGAACCCAGCCCAGCCCUUUUACAUUCUUCAUCCAAGAUUCCUCUGGCAGCUUUGGGACAUAAUCCAGGAGAACACUCAGGAAAAGAUCCAACCAAACCCUCCAUCCUCUGGCUUCAUUGGAAUCGUCAUCAUGAUGGCACUGUGUGAUAGCAUAAAUAUCUACGAGUACAUCCCUUCCAUCCGACAGACUGAUCUCUGCCAUUACCAUGAACGAUACUACGACUCUGCCUGUACCUUGGGUGCUUACCAUCCGUUGUUAUAUGAAAAACUCCUGGUGCAACGGAUGAACAAGGGGACAGAGGCAGAUUUGUAUUCAAAAGGAAGAGUUUCCCUGCCAGGUUUUCAUUCCAUAAAAUGCGCUGGCGAAAAAUGA